AUGAGUGAAAAACCAACAACAUCAAAUAAUAUUAGUAGCAAUAAUGGUACUUCUUAUGAAAAUGAUAGACACACGGGGCAGUUUUCCCAUAGACGUUGGUCUCAUGCACUUGCACUUGCUGACCAACUUCGUCACAAUACAUUAGCUAGAAAAAACGAACAAUUACGACAAUUUGCGUUUGAUCUUCCAUCAGCCGAUGUUCAAGAAUCAAGUAUUACAGCAUCAGUUGAAGCACAAACUGAUCAUGUUAAUUCUUUUCAAAAUGAACUAUUAGGUGCUAAAACUGGUAACUUUAAUUUGGAUAGUUUAACUGAAUAUUUUCUUAAUUUGAAACAUACAUUUAAUCAAAUGCUUGAACUUGACAAAGAUGAUAUACAACAAAUAACAUUAGCAACAUCAAUAACAAAAACGGCUUUAUUAAUUGUUUUACGUUCAACAGAAUCAAUUGUUGACAUGGUAACAAAGGGAACCAGAUGUUUUCCAACAUUAAAUUCCCUUAUUUCAUACAUUCGCUCACGUCAUAAAGAAUUACCUAUACAUGGUAGUCUUCUUGUUGAAUGGUAUCAGGCUUCAAAUGUACUAGAUUUACUUCUUGAUAGUCCUGAUUGGCUGGUACAACCACGAAAAGCAUAUUGGGCUAUGCAAGUAUGCAAUGAAACAUUAGCUUGGGCACGUGUGGUUUUUAGUGAAAAUUAUUGUAAAACAUCUAUCGGACGACCAAUAUUUGAUCGAGAUGAUAGCGUGUUUCUUGAUGAACCAAUCGGUCAAGAAUGA
Molecule: messenger RNA, 774 nt
Organism: Rotaria sp. Silwood2
Lineage: Eukaryota; Metazoa; Rotifera; Eurotatoria; Philodinida; Philodinidae
Source: the annotation of a GenBank genome assembly